AGCGCGGGCCGUCGAGGGCACCAACCUGCCAACAUGGUGCUCACCGAGGAAGACAAGGCUAGGGUGCGCGCCUGCUGGGGCCCCGUGAGCAAGAAUGCCGAACUCUACGGAUCGGAAGCCCUUACUAGGCUCUUCGCCGCUCACCCAGCCGCCAAGACCUACUUCCACCACUUCGACGUGAGCCCCGGCUCCAGCGACCUCAAGACGCACGGCAAGAAAGUCAUCGACGCCAUCACCGAAGCCGUCAACAACCUGGACGACGUGGCCGGAGCCCUCUCCAAGCUCAGCGACUUGCACGCCCAGAAACUCCGCGUGGAUCCCGUCAACUUUAAGCUGCUGGGCCACUGCCUGGAGGUAACCAUCGCCGCUCACAACGGUGGGCCCCUCAAAGCCGAAGUCCUUUUGUCCCUUGACAAGUUCCUCUGCAAAGUCGCCAAGGUCCUGGUGUCCAGGUACCGCUAAGAAGGAGAGCGCGCACGCCCUGCCUGUGCUGGGAAAGAAUGGCCCUCUUCCUCUCCGGUCUCUCCCCUCCUUCCUUCCUUCCUGGAUGAACCUCCUUCAACAUCUCUUGCCUGCAUGUCUUCUGCUCUGUGGGGGUUCCCUCCUGGAACCCUAAUGUGGGCAUCUCCUCGGAGCCCUGAAUUGCUAGUUGCCCUGUGGCUGCGUUGACCAAGCCAAGGUCUGUGCUCUCCGCAGUGGGACUGAGCAACUGAAGAUCUAAAGGUGCGGAUGAUUCAACCACCCUCAUGUCAUCCGCCACCCUUAAUUUCUGAGCUGGUUCUACUUCCACUGUUGUUGCAAACUAUUGUUUCCAUUGCUUUCUCUCCCUUGUCGAAUCUUCAUUAUUACAACAAAUCAAUAAAAGCACAGGAAAAGAGGUGCAAUCGCCUUUU
Thamnophis elegans (Western terrestrial garter snake) is the source of this 893-nucleotide messenger RNA. Its product is annotated as hemoglobin subunit alpha-A. The record is from RefSeq and is a predicted model, not a curated record. NCBI's taxonomy places the organism in Eukaryota, Metazoa, Chordata, Lepidosauria, Squamata, Natricidae. Gene Ontology annotation, biological process: hydrogen peroxide catabolic process; oxygen transport. Gene Ontology annotation, cellular component: haptoglobin-hemoglobin complex; blood microparticle; hemoglobin complex. Bases 34 to 462 code for a protein of 142 amino acids. Gene Ontology annotation, molecular function: heme binding; organic acid binding; haptoglobin binding. The transcript is spliced from 3 exons.